This is a messenger RNA of Plasmodium gonderi, 462 nucleotides long. Its product is annotated as Immature colon carcinoma transcript 1. Gene Ontology annotation, cellular component: mitochondrial large ribosomal subunit. Bases 1 to 462 code for a protein of 153 amino acids. The transcript is spliced from 6 exons. Lineage: Eukaryota; Apicomplexa; Aconoidasida; Haemosporida; Plasmodiidae. Gene Ontology annotation, biological process: mitochondrial translational termination. Gene Ontology annotation, molecular function: translation release factor activity. The record is from RefSeq and is a predicted model, not a curated record.
AUGUUAGUGCUAUGCAAAAAGUUUUUGUUAUCUUUCGAAAUUCCCUUUAGUCAAAUUCAGAAAAUUACAUCUCGUUCUUCAGGUCCAGGAGGACAAAGUGUCAACAAAGCAGAAACAAAAGUACAACUUCGAUUUAAUGUUGACACAGCAAAAUGGAUACCCCCCAUGGUUAAGGAAAAUUUAAAAAAAUUGCAGAGAAACAGGCUGAACAAACAUAAUGAACUCAUUAUUGAAUGCGAAGAAACUUCAUCACAGAUAUCCAACUACAAAAUUUGCGCAGAUAAAUUAAGGGCAAUUUUGAAAGAAGCUGAAGAUUACAAAAAAAAAACAAAAUAUACAUCAGUUAAGGAUUUCAUUCACUUAAUAAAAACAGAUGAACAGAUAAAAUGUUAUAAGGAUACUCUAAUUAAGCAGAAGAAAAAACGAAGAGAAAGGAAAUUUAAUAAAAGAGACUAUGAUUGA